AUGCAGCUUACCGAUGAUUGGCUCCCAUCCCGCCGCAUGGCCGAAUCUGGCACUGGCGUUUCAGCCGGCACAGCUACUACACGUCAGGGCACCAUGGCGAAUGUCAAGAAACAUGUAAAUGGGAAUCUGGACGUUUCCGAAGCCAGCAAUGUGAACUGGAUUGAAGUAGCUUCGAUACGCAAGGUUACGUGGAAAGGAGGAGACGAUCCGCCCCAGCCGCCACGGGCGCGAUACCCGCGCCCAGCCCAGGCGCUAGCGCUCCAAAUAAACGCCCCAGAGGCAAUGCACGCGCCCAAGCCUUCUGGUCCACUAGACGCUAUCCUGACGGCUAUCUGGCAUUACCCAACCUUCCAAAGCAUCGGCGAUGAUCGAGAGGUUGUCGAGAUUUUCGUUCAAGCUCGCCAGACCUACAACCAGUCUGGAACGGACGCCGAUGAAGGCGACGACAAAGAUACGGGGGGCCAGAGCCCGGAUGCCAUCCUUGAGUACCACCUGAAGCAUGCCGAAAAGCCUGACUGGAGUUGGGUCGACGAAAACUCUCCGUCUUGUCGAAUGCAUGGGAAAUUGGAAGUUGCGACGGUUGCGCUCGCUGACCGUGACCCUGCGAGUGCGGUGGCUCGCAGCCCGCGGGGGUUGUAUUACUUGCUGGUGAAUCCUGUCGCGAUCCUCCUAAGCCAGCUCGAACUCGAAGGAGAGGAGCGUGAUCUGUGUGUGGGGUUUCUCGACGAUGCAACUAUGAGCGUCUCAUGA
Anthostomella pinea is the source of this 750-nucleotide messenger RNA. Lineage: Eukaryota; Fungi; Ascomycota; Sordariomycetes; Xylariales; Xylariaceae. The record is from the annotation of a GenBank genome assembly.